ACAUCCAGGCGAGGUGAGAGCGGCGCAGAGCACCACACGGACCGGAGCGGGUUAGUGUGGGUACACGGAGGCGCGUCACACUCACGGACUCUGUACAUCGCAACUCCAACACAAAUGGAUAUUUACGUGGCUCUGUUAUCCCUUUUCUUUUUUACCACACCAGCUUUGGCUUUCGGUUCAGAUCAAGACUACCAGCUUGAUAUCAUCAAUGAACUUGACCUGGCAAAUGCCACCUAUGGAAUUACCCAAGUGGCGGGUCUUCACAACAGCAGCAAAGCCUUCCUUUUCCGAGAUGUUGGGAGAGCAGUUCACGCCCCGGCACACAUCACAGAAAAAGUGGUACAGCUGUUCAGGAGUAAAAGUGAGUUUACCUUCUUGGCCUCCAUCCAGCAGAAGUCCUCCACGUCAGGAGUCAUAUUCUCCAUCCACGAGUCAGAACACAGCUACUUUGAGCUGGAAAGCAGCGGGGUGAGAGAGGAGAUCCGCUAUCACUACCGCUUCAAAGGCAAGCCACGUUCUGAAUCCUUCCCCUACCGCCUCGCUGAUGGCCAGUGGCACAAGAUCGCCCUUACCAUCAGUGCCUCCCACCUGCUUCUGCACGUUGACUGUAACAGAAUUUAUGAGCGGGUGAUAGACCCUCCCCAGAUGGAACUCACCCCAGGCAGUGGAGUGUGGCUUGGCCAGCAUAGCCACAGACAUGGUCUGUUUAAGGGCAUCAUUCAGGAUGUGAAGCUGAUUUUUGCUCCCAACGGCUACAUCACACAGUGUCCAAACCUUAACCGUACCUGUCCCACCUGCAGUGAUUUCCUGAGCCUGGUGCAAGGCAUCAUGGACCUUCAGGAACUACUGGCUAAGAUGACCUUGAAGCUGAACUAUGCUGAGUCUAGGCUGACCCAGCUGGAAGGAUGUCAUUGCGAGAGGACCUGCAGUGCCAACGGUCUGGUCUACCGGGAUAAGGAGCUGUGGGUAGAACCUGAGAACUGCAGGAACUGCGCAUGCAAGAACGGUGUGGUCGAGUGUCGCAGGAUUUUCUGUCCUCUGGCAAACUGCUCAGAAGACUUGUUGCCUGUACAUGUGGAUGGGAAUUGCUGCAAGACAUGCAGACCAAAAUGCACCUACAUGGAACAGACAUUUUCUGAGGGACAGCGGUUUUUGUCCAGGAGCUGCCGGGAAUGCAAGAAUGGCCUGAUGGUGAAAGUCACAGAGACCUGUCCAGAUCUAAACUGCACCCUCAGUGAACAGAUCUUACCAGAUGGCAGAUGCUGCAAUGUUUGCAGAGGUUAUGACUUCUGCGCAGAGGGACUCAUUUGUGGGGAAAACUCAGAGUGUAAAAACAGGAAUACUAAAGCAGAGUGUGAAUGCAAGAGUGGCUAUGCCUCCAUCCACGGGGAUUCUACUUACUGUGAAGAUAUUGAUGAGUGCGCGACGCAGAUGCACUACUGCCAGUCCAACACGGUGUGCGUCAACCUGCCCGGCAGCCAUCGCUGUGACUGUCUACCAGGCUUCACCAGAGUGGACGAGUACUCUUGCACUGAGCAUGACGAGUGCGCCAGCGGCCAGGAUUUGUGUGAUGAGAACGCCAUCUGCACCAACACCAUCAGGGGACAUCUGUGUACCUGCAAGCCAGGCUACGUGGGCAAUGGCACCAUCUGCAGAGAUAUUGACGAGUGUGCAGAGGGCCUGAUUGAGUGCCACAACCACUCCCGCUGUGUCAACCUGCCUGGCUGGUACCACUGUGAAUGCAGAAGUGGUUUCCAUGACAAUGGCUCCUACCUGCUCGACGGGAGCUCCUGCAUCGACAUUGACGAGUGCAGUUUGCAGACACACACCUGCUGGAAUGACAGUGUGUGUGUGAACCUCCCAGGAGGCUAUGACUGUGUGUGCACAUCUGGUCCAGGCUGCAGUGGUGACUGCCCACAGGAAGAAGGAAUGAGGCGCAAUGGAGAAGAUUGGAAACCCAGCUUUGAUCGCUGUGCUGUAUGCUCCUGCAAGGAUGGGCAGACGUACUGCAGGCGGAGACCUUGUGACUGUGGAGACCCAGAAGAGGAUCUGUUCUGCUGUCCUGGAUGUGACAACAGGCCCAGCAGCCAGUGUCUGGAUCAGAGCGGACGCACACUUUACCGCAGCGGAGCAUCUUGGCUGUACGGCUGCCAGCAGUGCCGCUGCAUGGAAGGGGAGGUCGACUGCUGGCCUCUAGUUUGCCCCACGUUGAUGUGCGAGUACACGGCAGUGGCAGAGGGCGAAUGUUGCCCACGCUGCGUCACAGACCCCUGCCUGGCUGACAACCUGUCGUAUGACAUUCGGCAGACAUGCAAGGACCCCGCAGGCAUCGCCCGCCUCAGCGGAGACACAUGGCAUAUGCCCAAAUCACCCUGCACCACUUGCAAGUGCAAGAAUGGAAACGUUUGCUGCUCGGUGGAUCUCGACUGCCUUCAGAACAACUAAAGCCCCCCCUCCUCCUCCUCCACGUGCCGUCCUCUUCUUCUCCUUUCACUAUGGGACUGCCACAUCCCCUCAACCAUCUGACGACCCUUCCCCUCAGACAGACAGACAGACUCUCGCAUGCACAUGUGCAUGCCAGUGUGUGCACAAAAAAAGAAAAUUUGCAAACACACACUGGACAGACUGGGGUGUCGCGGCUGUGCUUUUAUGCUGUACCUCUGUCGACAAACAGCGACUGAGUGUGCGUGCGUGACUCAGGAGGAGACAGAGGCCCGAGUUGCUCUCACCACAGUCGCUGUGUUGUGUUUGUGUCUCUGUGUUCGAUUCCAUCCUUUCACAAAACGUUGAAACCUUUUUAAAUGUCUCAAACCCGAAACCAGAGACAAACAGCCAGACGGAUGCUGAGGGGCUCCGUCUGUCUACAUUUGCUCAAACACGGGCUCUUUAAUGCUUGGUCGCCUACAGGAAACUAAACAUCCAUUACUUCGGUAACCAAAAGGAAUGCAUCCACUUUACUGUGUUUUGUGUUACUGAAUCAGGAGGUAGUUCAGUGUCAUGUUACAAUGUUAUGAUGAAGUGGGGUCAGUUUUCAUUUCAGUACCAGAUUUUUGGUGGGUAGCGUUUUUUUUGUUUCUGUCACUGAUAUUGUCCAUAUUGUGCUAAAAACUUAGCAAUAGCUUUUGGAUGUCCUGAUUUGUGUGAAAUCCAAAUGAAUUUACAACAUGUUGACCUCACGUCCUGGUGUCAGCAUGAUUUCCAUCACUGAUAUUUCCCAAAUAGUUGUGGACUACAUUCUUCUUUGACAUUACAAGAGUCACAUCUUGAACACAUCGUAAUAUACGAACUUCCAUCUUUACAUUUUUUGAGUGGUUCUCUGGCAAAACAGGUAGAAGUAUAAACCAUGUCAGUGGUGCACAUUAGCUUUGCAUAGAUCGUUAAUGUUUCAUCAAAACAUCUGGCUGGCCCUGGACCCAGAAACUGAAAUCUGCAAUAUUUGAGAGUCUAGAGCAGACUGAUAAUUUGACAAUCUAGAAACCUGUCAGCUAAUCAGCUGACGUAGACUUGGGGCGUAACACCCAACGGAUAAAACUUCCUGUGCCUAUUUGCCAGACAUCAUUUAUGAAUACUUAAAAUACGUUAAAAAAAUCAAUAACUAAAUUUUCAGAUGAUAGUCAGUAAUUCUGAUUCUUAACUCAGAUGCAAGUACAACCUACUACAAGCUGAAGCCAGAAAAACUGUCCCUUGCCUACGGACUCUGAUAGGCAGGUAUCUGUUUACAGAGAUUAUGUAUUAAUUUAUUAUUCUCUGACACCAUCAGUCCCAUUUUAAAGGAUUUUCCAGAAAAAGCCAUGACAUUCAGUGUACCACCAAUAAUGUUGACUCGCUUUUGAGCGUGGCUGCUUGGAACAGGUAUUUAUUACUGCUGGUAGAUGUAGCUGGAAAACAGUCCUGCUUUCAGUCAUCAAACCCUAUAAAUGAACCAUCUAUAUUAAACCGCAUCCCUGAGGCUCUGAACUGGGACAGACAACAUGUCUGUCCUUCUGAGCCACUUCAGUUUUCUAACACUCCCUCAACCACAGCGUCUCGUCUUCAAAUGAGGAUGACUGCCAGAUGCCUACACUUAACAACGGCAGUCAGGGUAUGAAAAGCAUCUGAAAGGUGUGUGGCGAUGCACAGUGGAUUCCUGCAGGCCAGAAUGAGUGCCAGCCAUAGUCAUUGAUUAAAUCUGAGCUCGUGGAGGGUUGGACUUCUGCGGCGUCUCUCCGGGCUCCUCGGCUCUGCACCAUAUGGCACACCCAGGGUGGCAGGGACACAAAAAGUGAGCGCUGGAGAGGGAUGCGGAUAAUUAAAGCAUUGUCACGCAGCCCUGGAUUUGAUUAUGCCAGAAGGUCACCAAGUGUUGAAUAUGUUUACAGACAGCCAGGAUUAUUAAGGCAGGAGAGUCUUUACUGCUACAGUUCACACGUUCAUAGCUACGAGGAUGCUCUAGUCUCCUGUUCCCCUGCCCUGUCCCUCAGCCCUCAUCCACAUUUGUCUGCACUGUCCUUAAGCUUUUCUCAAGAAUGUUAAUGUUGACACCCCCGAGGAAAUUUUCAACACUAUUUUCUUUUCUUUUUUCUUUAAAUGAGUACUAAAAGCAAAUUAGGUUUCAAGGCCACGACUUGUGCUGCAGUUAUAUAACAUGAUUGUUAUAUAACUGCAGAAAUCUGAUGUGACAUGUUCACCCUCUGAUCAAAUAAGCAAAAAAAUUGUUAUUAGGUAAUCCUUUGUUGCGCAUCAACUUACCACUCAGUUAAUUUUUGGCAGCUGUAAUAAUAACUGGGGUUUCUUUUCAAAGUUUCGACAGUUAGGGCCUUCUCUCUCUCGAUUUCUCCUUCGUGUUUGAUGCUAAUGCACUCAGUCAGUGCAGAUAUCAGGACUCAUUUUCCUCCUUCAGAAGAAUCCAUUCGUCGUGUCAGGAUGAAAAACAGCUUUCAGGUUGAGAUAAUCCUUCACAGUGGAAAUGAAACUUUCAUUUUUUUUUUUAAAUGUGAAGACAUGGAAAUCAGUUGGUGAGCUGCAAAAAAUCUACUUGUAUUUGCCAAGUUGGAGGUGUAAAGCCUAGUCCAAAAUACAUAACUUUUACUGCAGUUGUCUUAUCAAGACAAUAAUCCAUCGUCAUGAGUAAUCCGCUUGCUGUACCAUAUUUCUGUCAUAGCGGCAAACAAGAUGGUAUCGAGGAGCAGCUUGUAAACAGAGUCUGAGACUGAGAUGAACAAAAUCCAAUGAGGCUAAAGGGUACCAAGGCAAGAAAUUGGAGAGGUACAUAGUCUAUAAUAAUGAAAUUGGCUCUUGUACCCAAAGAAAACAGCCUUGUCAUUUUCAUUUGUACAACUUUAGGAUAAGAGCAAAUGAGUGCAAGUGCUGCAAAUGCAAGAGAUCCUGGAAAAGGCUUCAUUUCAAUCCAUAGGAUCUUCUCUAGGCAAGUUAAAAAAAAAAGUAUUUUUCUGUAGAAAUCCUAGACUAUAAAGAAUACCAGAGGGAUUCAGUUUUAUUUAUAUUGCUCCAAGUCACAACAAAGCGCGUUAUACUAUAAGAUAAAGACCCUACAAUAAUGCAGAGAAACCCCAACAGUGAGGUGACCCCCAAUGAGCAAACACUUGGCAACGGUGGGAAGGAAAAAGUCCCACAACAGCAAUAAACCUCGAGAAGAACCAGGCUCAGGAAGAGGCAGCCAUCUGCCCUGACCCCCAGAAGUCUAAACCUACUGCAGCAUAACUAAGGGAUGGUUCAGGGUCUAGGUCAUUAGUUUUGUUGGUGAGUUCUUCCACCUUUGCCAUCUUGGCUUUCUUUAAACUAUCAGUGAGGAGUGGAUCUGCCUGUAAUUGAAAGAUACUAUACAAUAAGUUCAUAUGGAAUCUUUUCAGUGACAAGGUAUUGUACCAAAACCCAGCAAUUAAAACCAUGAACUCAUCAAUAAAAUGUUCACUGAGCUGAAGGCUGUUUUCAAAGAGAUUUCUGUACAACCAUCAGGCGUGUUGCCACAAGAUGACCCACCCCUUGUUUGCCAUUAAAAAAGAAUGCAGAAGCUGCAACUCAUUUGCAUAGCAAUAGGACAACUCAUGGUAAAAUUGGGACAUGUUACAAUUGUUAUAGUCUGCACUGGCUUUAAUAUAUAUAUAUAUAUAAAAAAAACCUUUUAUGUAAUUUAACUGGUAUUUAAAACAGUUUUAGGUAUGACCUCGCUUUUUGGAGUUGAGAGCAAUUAUUACAGCAUGUCCUCCUUAGCCACGACGUCCUUGUAUCACCUCUCCUUACACUCUAAACACUCUAAUACCGAAAUUGUCAACUGUGGACAAAGUACACAUACAGAAGGGGAAAAAAAUAUGAUGUAAAUGUUUUCUGUACCCAUCAAAAACAAAAAAAAUCAAAGGAAACAAAAGCAGAUAAUUGUACAAAGUUUCAGAUUGCUCUGUUGACUGAUUUGAUAUGAACUACGUCUACUAAAAACCACUGUUUGCAAACUGUGUGUAAGCGCUUUUACAUACUGACAAUGUGAUACAACUCUGCGGUUUUUUAAAAAUUCCCAUUGUGUUCAUGAAAAAUGUAUUCAUUUUAGUGGACUACGUUUCUUAUCUCGUGGGAUAGGCUCUGUUUUUGCUUGUAAAUACUGUGUAAAGGGGAAGGUCACUGUAAAGAGAGUAAGACUAUGAGGAUAAUUUUCACUACCACAGCUUCUUUGGAGCGUUGCAAGCUGAAUAUGAGAGAAGCAACAUUUCUAUUGUUUUUACUAUUUAUUUUUUUAUUCUUGCUCUAACCUGUUUAGUAUUGUAUCCGUCAUAGAUUCAUGUCUUUUCACUGUUUUAGGAUAACACAGUUUUGAUUAGCCUGUGUGUAUAUAUGCUGAUCUCUAAUCGGUGUCCCUUACUAAGAGACGGCAGAGGUGGAAAUCAGACUCGGAAAUCAGAACCUGCAGAGAUAAGCGUCUUUUCUAGGCGCCAGGACAAGCUGCUCACUGCAUUCAUGAGCUUUUUUUUUCUCCACCAUGUUUGUAUGAUCUGAAGUGAAACAUGACUUCACGGGAAUCAGACAACAUAGAACUAUGUACACAUGUAAAGAAAAUCGAAAAUCUUGAAAAUGUUCUUG
Neolamprologus brichardi is the source of this 7068-nucleotide messenger RNA. Lineage: Eukaryota; Metazoa; Chordata; Actinopteri; Cichliformes; Cichlidae. The record is from RefSeq and is a predicted model, not a curated record.